AUGUAUUAUACUCGAAAAUAUAGUCGAACAACAAGUAUUCGUUCAGACGAUCAGAUAAAUAACUCGUUACCAGCUAAACGACUUAGUAUUCCUGCUUGUGAUCAGUCGUCAAAACCAGCAGCUGUCGUUACUUUAUCGUCUUCACCCGUAGAUACAACAGACGUUACACGUCAUCGUCAUCAUGUCAUCCCCUCCUGUGACACAUCGAAUAUUCCUAAUCAACAAAUAUCAAUUGCUUCAACUUCAUCUAUUAAUAUAAAGCCAGUUGUACAGAUAUCGAAUUUUCCUAUUAAUACGAAUCAAUAG
This is a messenger RNA of Rotaria sordida, 306 nucleotides long. NCBI's taxonomy places the organism in Eukaryota, Metazoa, Rotifera, Eurotatoria, Philodinida, Philodinidae. The record is from the annotation of a GenBank genome assembly.